UAAAACCCCAAGCAAAAAGACAAAACCCUGCUGAAAUUGCAAAACCCUAAACCAACUGAAUUUUCAGUGCUAGCCGGACCUCAAAUGGCUCUCUUCUCGAUGCUCCGCAGGCCGUCCUACUCCGCCCUAGCCCUCGCCGUCCGCUCCAUCCGCGCCGUCGGAUCUGCACCCACCUUUCACCGCUCGAUCUCCACCAUCCCUGCUUUCAGCCCACAGCUCCUCCGGAGAAGCUUUGUUCCAGUUCAUCGAUUCUCCACGGCCACGGCCACGGCCACCGCCGUGGAGCCGAUCGGCGAACAAAGUCUGGUCGAAGUCCUUGAGUCCGAGAUCAAGUGUGCCCUAGACGUGAAACCCAGAAAAGCCGAGGUCCCAGAGAAGUUUCCUUUUGAAAUAGUGGACAAUCCUGGAGACCAAACCAUUCUGCUCAAAAGAGAAUUUGAAGGCGAAUCCAUCCAAGUAUGUGUCGAUAUUCCUAGUUUUACCACAGAUGAUGAGGACGAGUGGGAAGACCCCGGGAUUCCGAUGGUUGUGAGCAUUUCCAAACCAAAUGGACUGCAACUGGAGCUUGGUGUUUCUGUCUUUGAAACUGAGAUUUCAAUCGAUAGCUUGUCCGUCAAGCAGCCUGAGCUUUCUUCCAAAGAGCUUGAUUAUGCUUAUGAUGGACCUGAAUUUCCCGACUUGGAUGAGAAGUUGCAGAAUGCUUUCUACAAGUAUCUCGAGGUUCGAGGGAUCAAGCACACCAUGGCUGAAUUCUUGUAUGAUUACAUGAGGAACAAAAACAACAAAGAGUUCCUGAUGUGGUUGAAGAACGUCAAGCGUGUUGUUCAGCAGUAAACGAAAAGAAAUGGAGCUGUUUCCUGGAGCUGUAUCAGUUUGAGAACCUCUUAUUGAUACCGUUAGUUAAAUAAAUAGUUAAGUAUAGUAGAUUGAGAAGAUUAGAACUAGGUCAAAUAUUGUUAACUAGUUAAUCAGCGUGGAUGGUAUUUCGAUACCUAUUAAGAAUUGUAACGUAUUACCUGGAUCAACUACAGUUCCGUAUUAACUGGAUGGUAUUUUGAAGUGCCUGUUUGGAAGUUGUUUAGAAUGAUUAUAAGUGCUUUUGGUUUU
Molecule: messenger RNA, 1107 nt
Organism: Pyrus x bretschneideri (Chinese white pear)
Lineage: Eukaryota; Viridiplantae; Streptophyta; Magnoliopsida; Rosales; Rosaceae
Exons: 3
Coding region: 85-834 (249 amino acids)
Cellular component (GO): mitochondrial matrix
Source: RefSeq, a predicted model, not a curated record